Messenger RNA from Dermochelys coriacea (leatherback sea turtle), 2779 nucleotides. RefSeq names its product Bardet-Biedl syndrome 2 (gene BBS2). The transcript has 17 exons. Gene Ontology annotation, molecular function: protein binding. NCBI's taxonomy places the organism in Eukaryota, Metazoa, Chordata, Testudines, Dermochelyidae. Gene Ontology annotation, cellular component: BBSome; membrane; motile cilium. Gene Ontology annotation, biological process: non-motile cilium assembly. The coding region runs from base 135 to 2303 and encodes 722 amino acids. The record is from RefSeq and is a predicted model, not a curated record.
GGCUGACGCUGCGGCGUCGACACGGCGCCUACCCCGCCGGAGCGGGGCGGAGGCAGCGCUAGGCCGCGGCGCGCUGGGCCGGCGGGGCCCGAGUGGCGGUUGCCCGGCUGCUGCCCGGCCCGGAGGCCGCCGCGAUGCUGGUGCCCGUGUUCACCCUGAAGCUCAACCACCGGAUCCUGCCCCGCAUGGUGGCGCUGGGCAAGUACGAUGGGACCCACCCGUGCCUGGCGGGCGCCACCCAAGCGGGCAAGGUUUUUAUUCAUAAUCCUCAUGCCCGUGGCCAGCAUGUAAGUGCAAAUCGUAUGAUGCAAAGCAGCCAGGAUUCUGAUAUUUCUCUUCUCAACAUUAACCAGGGGGUCAGCUGCCUGACAGCUGGAGUGCUGAAUCCCCAGCUUGGCUAUGAUUGUCUUCUAGUUGGAACACAGACUAAUUUGUUGGCUUACGAUGUGUACAACAACUCGGAUUUGUUUUACAGAGAGGUUACAGAUGGAGCUAAUGCGAUAGUGCUUGGAAUGCUAGGAGAUAUUUCCUCUCCUCUUGCUAUUAUUGGUGGAAACUGUGCUCUGCAGGGCUUUGAUCAUGAAGGAAAUGAUCUUUUUUGGACGGUUACUGGGGACAAUGUUCGUUCGUUAGCAUUGUGUGAUUUCGAUGGUGAUGGGAAAAAAGAGCUUCUUGUUGGGUCUGAGGAUUUUGACAUCAGGAUUUUCAAAGAAGAUGAGAUUGUGGCAGAAAUGUCAGAAACAGAGACCAUCACGGCACUUAGCCCUAUGUAUGGCAGUCGAUUUGGCUAUGCCCUAUCUAAUGGUACAGUAGGAGUUUAUGACAAGACAGCCCGCUACUGGAGGAUUAAAUCUAAAAAUCAUGCAAUGAGCAUACAUGCAUUUGACCUUAACUCUGACGGAGUAUGUGAAUUGAUCACUGGAUGGUCCAAUGGGAAGGUUGACGCACGCAGUGACCGAACAGGGGAGGUCAUCUUUAAGGACAACUUCGCUUCCUCAAUUGCAGGAGUGGUAGAGGGGGAUUACAGAAUGGAUGGUAACACCCAGUUAAUCUGCUGUUCAGUUGAUGGUGAAGUACGUGGCUACCUGCCAGGAAGCCAGGAGAUGAAAGGAAACUUGAUGGAUACCAGUGUGGAACAGGAUCUGAUUCGGGAGCUUAGUCAAAAGAAACAAAAUUUGCUGCUGGAAUUACGAAACUAUGAGGAAAACUCAAAGCAGGCUGAACUGAGCGCUCAGGUGAACGAAGCUGAUGGGCAGAAGGGAGUGAUUCCAGCUAACACCCAGCUGCAGACAGCCCUCUCAGUGAACCUGGGCUCUGACAGUAUGGCUCCCCACGUCGAGUUGUGUAUUUCCACAUCUAAUGACACAAUUAUCCGAGCCGUGCUGAUCUUUGCUGAAGGGAUAUUUGAAGGCGAGAGCCAUGUGGUUCAUCCCAGUCUCCAGAACCUCUCGGGUCGCAUUCAGGUUCCCCUUACUCCUCCCAAAGAUGUCCCAGUGGAUUUACACAUCAAAGCCUUUGUGGGUUACAGAAGCAGCACACAGUUCCAUGUCUUUGAACUGACAAGACAGCUACCCCGAUUUUCUAUGUAUGCUUUGAGCAGCCCUGACUCGGCCCCUGAACCUCAAAGCUUUGUUAACUUUACAAUCAGUGAGAGGGUACAAAGGGUUGUCAUGUGGUUGAACCAGAGCUUUCUGUUACCAGAGGAUGCAGAGCUCCAAAGUGCACCUUUUCAAGUCUGUUUCACUUCCCUGCGUGAUGCAGGACAGCUGUGCAUAAAAAUCAAACCCAGUGGGGAGAUUUCUAUCAGCACGGAUGAUAUAGAUCUAGCCGGUGACAUUAUCCAGUCAAUGGCCUCCUUCUUGGCAAUUGAAGACUUGCAGGUGGAAGCAGAUUUCCCUGUGUACUUUGAGGAGUUGCUGAAAGUGCUAGUUAAGGUGGAUGAAUAUCAUACAGUCCAUCAGAAACUCACUGCCGACAUGGCGGACCACUCCAACCUUAUCCGUAGUAUGUUGGUUCGAGCAGAAGAUUCACGCCUCAUGGGAGACAUGAGAAAUAUGAAGAAACGGUACAUGGAACUCUAUGAUCUUAACAGAGAUUUACUUAAUGAGUAUAAAAUUCGCUGCACCAACCACACCGAGCUGUUAGACAAUCUCAAAUCUGUAAAUCAAGCUAUCCAGAGAGCGGGGCAGCUGCGUGUUGGAAAACCCAAGACACAGGUGAUCACUGCGUGUCGGGAUGCCAUUAGAAACAACAACCUAAAUAUGCUCUUCAGGAUAAUGCGAGUGGGGACUGCAUCCUCGUAAAAGGGGAAUAGCGACUGCAUGGAGAUGAUACUUCCUUACAACAGGUGAUCUUAGACAAAUGAACAGAUGUCAUAGGAGCAGAUGUCCUGUAGUAUUUUCUUUCCGACUGUUCCGCAAGUAAGCCAUUGGGAGACAAAGGUAGGGAACUUGAUUGUGUAGCAAUGUAUAAGGGACCAAUACUGAGAAGCAGUUAAAUCAGCCUGCAGCUCCACCAUAUAAUGAAGUAAAUGGAAAGAUAGUUUGCUGUUUUUUAAAGUAAGCCAUCAGUUGGGAUAUGCUACUUUGGAGGCUAAAGGAUAGGAAAAUCUAUGGAGAAAGGCUCAGAGUUUUAAAGUGCAGAUGUGGUAUUUAUGUAAGUCACUCAAGACACUUGUAUAAUCCUGGAAUAGUUAUUUUUCUUACUGUAACUUAUUUAUGGAAUUUAUUAUAUUUUGCAGUUAUGGUAUCAGCUUUUCCAUUAAAACACAGAACUGUCA